AUGGCCUCGGCUGCUGCUGCUGUUGCUCCCGUUGCUCCCGCUCCGCAGCCUCACAUCCCUACCAUCCUCAAUGCAUCCGGUCCUCCCCCUGGACACUCUGUCACAGUCGGGAAUCUCCAGACCUUCAUCCUGCCUGAUAAAGUCUCUGACACCGAAGCAAAUCGUAAGCUUGGCGAAGCCCUUGUCGAAGCCUGGCAAAAGGACGGCAUAUUGCAGAUAAGCAUGACACCCGAGCAGCACUCACUUUACAAAAGUGCCAAUUACGCUAGUAGACGCUUCUUCGGCAAGCCUUAUGCGCAAAAGGCAGCUUGCGUUGACAGUCAGACUUACUCUGGCUACAUUGCUAGUGGUGAAGAGCUGACUGACGGUAUUGCUGACUACAGCGAGAUUUUCACGGUUACUAAAGACCUUGAACUUGAUGAGCCGCGAGUCGUUGCAAAAUGGCCGUGCCAUGGUCGUUGCCCUUGGCCUGACUAUGAGAUGCAGAAUCCCAUGCAGCGUUACAUGCAGAGUCUGGGGGGCGUUGGGGAAACGCUCUUGCAGCUCACUGAACUGGGACUUGGUGUUCCUGAAGGGUCACUUACGAACUACACACAAGAUGGAUGGCAUCAUCUGAGAAUUCUUCGCUUCCCUGCCAUUAACAAGACUAAUGGCAAGGGCAAGGAAGGAAGAGGAAUUGGAUCUCACACUGACUACGGACUUCUAGUCAUCGCAGCAGCGGACGAUGUCGGUGCUUUGAUGAUUCGACCCCCAUACAGCGAUGAAAACUUCGCUAAUUGGGAAUCGAGUGCCGCUGGCUUCAGAGAGGACGAUGAAAGAUGGGUCUUCGUUCCUCCCGCGGAGAAUGUCUUCACCUACAUCACCAACUCAGCCCUUCCCUCAACCCCCCACAAAGUCGGGCUCAAUCUCAGAGAGAGGUUCGCCUUUGCUUACUUCCAUGAGCCAAGCUUCCAAGCCGUUGUGAAGCCUCUGCCCGGCUAUGAUGUUGGCCAAGAGCCCAAGGACGGAAUCCACUAUGGCAAGCACUUCACUAAUAUGUUUAUGAGAAACUACCCUCAGCGGAUUACUACCCAGAGGUUGAAUGAUGAGGGUCGUUACAGGCUUUUGGAGCAGGAGAGCCUUCAAACCAUGGCUCCUUGA
This is a messenger RNA of Fusarium oxysporum Fo47, 1140 nucleotides long. RefSeq names its product 2-oxoglutarate-dependent ethylene/succinate-forming enzyme. Gene Ontology annotation, molecular function: dioxygenase activity. The transcript has 4 exons. Bases 1 to 1140 code for a protein of 379 amino acids. The record is from RefSeq and is a predicted model, not a curated record. NCBI's taxonomy places the organism in Eukaryota, Fungi, Ascomycota, Sordariomycetes, Hypocreales, Nectriaceae.